Conger conger (European conger) is the source of this 3227-nucleotide messenger RNA. Its product is annotated as PHD finger protein 21A-like. The coding region runs from base 325 to 2829 and encodes 834 amino acids. Gene Ontology annotation, molecular function: chromatin binding. The transcript is spliced from 19 exons. Lineage: Eukaryota; Metazoa; Chordata; Actinopteri; Anguilliformes; Congridae. Gene Ontology annotation, biological process: negative regulation of transcription by RNA polymerase II. The record is from RefSeq and is a predicted model, not a curated record. Gene Ontology annotation, cellular component: histone deacetylase complex.
AAAUUGGACUCUUUCCUGUUGUGUAAUGAGAGCUUUUAUUUUUAGUUCUCGUCGUAUGUGAUAAUUCGCAAUCAUUUUUAGCUACUUUCUCCGUUUUUUAUUUUGAAUUAUUUGUUGCUAGCUAGCUAGAUAUGUUUCAUUUUUAUACAAGAACGCAACUGACCAGUUAGCUAGGUGGCUAGCUACUCCGAAAAUACGUUAGCUGCUACCGAAGUUAAUGUAUUCUUUAUUCUACGAGUGACUAGCUACUUGUAUGGAACUAAGCGGAUUCCUAUUGGACGGCGAGUGUGUGAGCGAGGAGGCAAAACUCUAGCUAGCUAGCUAAUGAUCUUAGGGCAACUUAAUAAUCUCUUUGCACCAAGUCGGGACUUCAAUUAUUUAUCCGUGUGGAUAGCUAUGGCGCUGGAGAGAGGAGGACCAGUUAUCCGGCCAGGUGCUAUACUCUCGGGCGCGAAUUGGAUGGUGUUCAAAAGUGGGGACGGUGUGAAGGCUGACGGCUCUCCAGGACUGAGUUGCAGACAGAAGUUAUUAAUGAUGGAAUUACAAACAUUACAGGAGGCCCUGAAAGUGGAAAUACAAGUCCAUCAGAAACUAGUUGCCCAGAUGAAACAGGAUCCACAGAAUGCUGAUUUGAAGAAACAGCUCCAUGAACUUCAAGCCAAGAUAACGGCACUGAGCGAGAAGCAGAAGAAGGUGGUGGAGCAGCUGAGGAAGGACCUGCUGGUGAAGCAGGAGCCGCCGGAGAUCAAGGCGCAGACGCAGACGCAGCCGGCGGAGAACAAGCACCCCACGCAGCCGCCGCAGCCCGACGGCAAGGCCCCGGCCCCGCCCUCGGCCCAAACGCCCCUGUCCCUGCCUCCCCAGAACCUGAGCGCCCACCAGAGGACCGUGACGGUCACCCCGGUCAUCACCACUAAGACUCUACCUCUGGUGCUGAAAGCCGCCACCCCCACUAUGCCCGCUUCAGUGGUGGCGCAGAGGCCCACCGUCGCCAUGGUGACCGCCAUCUCCAGCACGCCCAAGCCCAGCGUCGCCGUCAACUCCGACUCGCAGACCGCGCCCAUCAACCUCCAGACGUCCGGCAAGCUGACCAAUCAGGGAGCGGAGUCCAUGCGGAUCGUCUCCAAGAACGCCGUCGUUGUGCAGGCCACCUCCACUGCCCAGCCAAUCAAAGUGCCGCAGUUCAUCCCUCCCCCGCGCCUGACGCCUCGGCCCAACCUCCUGCCACAGGUCCGGCCCAAGCCCAUCACUCCCAACAACGUGCCCAUCGCCCCGGCGCCCCCGCCCAUGAUGGCCGCCCCCCAGCUGCUCCAGCGGCCCGUGAUGCUCACCACCAAGCUGACGGCCACCUCGCUGCCCUCCGCCGCCGGGCCCAUCCACCAGGUGCGCAUCAUGAACGGCCAGCCCUGCUCCACCGUGGCCAAGACCCUCCCCACGGGCCAGCUGACCGGCAUCGUCAUCACCACCCCCGCCACCGCCCGCCUGGCCGGCCCCCAGACCCUGCAGAUCAGCAGCCUGAGCCCUGACACCAAGCUGGGCACUAAGGAGGCGAGAUGUGGCCGCUUCUCCUUUCAGACUGUUAAAGUGCAGGGCGGGGCAGAUCGAAAGGCCACAGCGACCACCCCGUCCUCCCCCUCCACUCCUCCUCCCCCCGCACCCAAGUCCAAACACGAGGAGAGCCCCCAGAAACUGGCCUUCAUGGUGUCUCUAGGGCUGGUGACACACGACCACUUGGAAGAGAUCCAGAGCCGGAGGCAGGAACGCAAGCGGAGGACGACGGCCAAUCCAGUUUACAGCGGGGCGGUGUUCGAACCAGAGCGCAAGAAGAGUGCCGUGACCUACCUGAACACCCUGCACCAAGGCACCAGGAAGAGAGGUCGCCCUCCCAAAUACAGCAGCGUUCCUGAGCUGGGCGGCCUCACCCCGAGCUCCCCCUCCAGCUGUCAUCCCGCCUCCCCGGCCCCCACCAAGCUGGAGACGGGGGGCUGUCACUUCCCCGCCCACCCCCACACCCUCCCUCUGCCCAGCCCCAGCUCGGGGGAUGGAGACAUCCAUGAGGAUUUCUGCACUGUGUGCAGACGCAGUGGCCAGUUGCUCAUGUGUGACACGUGCUCUCGUGUCUACCACCUCGACUGCCUGGAGCCAGCCCUGAAAACCAUUCCCAAGGGCAUGUGGAUCUGCCCUAAAUGUCAAGACCAGAUUUUGAAGAAAGAGGAAGCCAUUCCUUGGCCAGGAACCCUGGCAAUUGUCCAUUCCUACAUCGCAUACAAAGCAGCUAAAGAGGAGGAGAAGCAGAAGUUGGUGAAAUGGAGCUCGGAGCUGAAGCAGGAGCGGGAGCAGUUGGAGCAGAGGGUGAAACAGCUCAGUAACUCCAUAACGAAAUGCAUGGAGACCAAGAACACCAUCCUGGCCCGGCAGAAGGACAUGCAGGCCUCGCUGGAGAAGGUGAAGGGCCUGGUGCGUCUCAUCCAGGGCAUCAACCUCGUCCAAUCCCUGCAGGCCCCGGAGGCUGUGGCCAAUGGCACGACGGACUGCGUGAGCGGAGGCGGGGCCGGGGGCGGGGCCGGGGGCGGGGCCGGGGGCGGGGACGAGGGCUGCGGAGACGGCGAUGACGGCACGGGCGACAAAGAGGCGGAGAACGACCCCGUCGGCCAGCCCAGCGCCGAAGACCCGGGGCCGGCCCAGGAGGCCCAGGAGGCCGAGGAGAAAGUAGACGAGAAAGUAGACGUCACAAACAGCAGCAGCAGCAACAACAACAACCUCAAAACUUCAGAGCCUUCCCCAGCCCCCGCGCCCACCCCCGUCGACAGCUCAGACAGCGCAAAAUAACACCUGCCCCCUCCCCACACAGGACAGGAACCUCCACCCCUCCUCCCCCACCCAAAACAUCGGAGAGACAGCCCACUUGCACCCUGGAAUGGUGCCCCAAGUUGCCAAUCAAUAUAUAUGUACAUAUAAAUAUAUAUAUAUUUUUUGUUUUGGUUUUUGUUUUUGGUUGUUGUCUCGUAUCGUUGGACUGUCAACCGUAGAUCUGCAUCCAGAGUGCCAGCCUUGGGAACAGGCGAGGACCCCCAAAAAAGAACAGAAAAAAUAACAAGGGCGGCUUUUGUACCAGCGUCAUGCCAAUUAAAACACAGAAAAGAACACGAUGAAUAAUAAUAGAGAUGAUGAUGAUGAUUAUAAUAAUAAUAAUAAUUUAAAACAUCACACCAGAGUGUGCCUGCAAC